This is a messenger RNA of Penicillium expansum, 1479 nucleotides long. RefSeq names its product fungal specific transcription factor domain-containing protein. NCBI's taxonomy places the organism in Eukaryota, Fungi, Ascomycota, Eurotiomycetes, Eurotiales, Aspergillaceae. Gene Ontology annotation, biological process: DNA-templated transcription. The record is from RefSeq and is a predicted model, not a curated record. Gene Ontology annotation, molecular function: zinc ion binding; DNA binding. The transcript has 4 exons. Gene Ontology annotation, cellular component: nucleus. Bases 1 to 1479 code for a protein of 492 amino acids.
AUGACGCGCCUAUUCACAUCCUUCUCGGAAGAAGAUAACUGGCAUUUGGCAUAUGCCCAACGUCUAACACAGAAUUCCCGAGAACCUUUGCAAUUUAGCAGCACAUCUGAUAUGGAAACUUUCUCUGCUCAGUUCCUCGAUCAGAAAUUCCGAUGGGAAAGUCUAGGUAUCUUCCUCUCGGCUGUGAGCCGAGCAGCGAUCGAUAUAUCAUUCUUCCCGCCAUUGUUCAAAACCGAAAAGGAUCAGUUCGUGCUUCGGAAGCUAUCUACAAAAUUGAGUGACCUUGCGUUAGACAUUGCACUGUCGCUGGACUGCUUAAAUGACCUACAACUGGUUUUACAGUAUGAGAACUUUAUUGUACACACUCAUGUUGAUGGGGACCAAAGCUACCAUUCAUGGAGUAGACUUGGAGAUGUUGUGUCGUCCAUGUUUGCACUUGGCUACCAUGAGAAUGUUGAAAAGACAAAGCCACCAAUCCCGACUUUUCUUGCUGAAUUACGAAAGACAGCUUGGGCCACCACAUACUCGGCGGACAAGAAUGUGGCUAUAUUCCUUGGUCGCCCACCUCGGAUGAGCAAGCGGUUCUGUCACUUUCAAGUACCUUUGACUCCGGCAAGCUCGGAUCAGGUUUGGAACACGUCACACGUUGAGGACGAGGUCGUCAGAUGGAAAGCAGACACGCCGAUCUGUUAUAGGUCAGGUAUUCGGUGGGCGACCCUUUGUUCCGCCUUGAAAGAGGAUAUCCUCGAACUGCUCCGGUCAAAGCAGCGCGAGAAUUUCAAUCGGAAAUCUAGUAUCAUCCGACAAAAAGCUGAAACUCAAUGGGCAAACCUACCUCCUCGCUUCCGACUUUCGGGCACUUUGAAAGAAUGCACUGGGGACGCGUUCGAACGUGACCUUCUAGCUAGCAUACGCCUAGACCAACUACAUGUUCUCUUUCUACUUCAGUUAGCGUUUCUCGAUACCCUAACCGAGCCCGAUCCAUCUAUACUCGACAUCUCGGACCAAAUGCUCUCCCUCGUAGUGGACACAAUUCUUCUACGAGAUCAACUGAUUAACUCUGGAACAGGACUUGUCUGGAAGAUCGCUCACUUUGGCCUCCCGGCUGCAGGGAUUAUCCUCCUUUCAAUGUUGAAGCAACACCGCACAUUAACCGAAGGAAAAUCCUCAUGGUCCAAAACAAUACUCAAUCUCGGUAUCUUUGUCGCGCAGGUUCAGGUAGGGAGCAUCGUUCGUCGUGGAGAUCCAAACUACGCCUUGAUAUCCAAAGCGACACAGACUAUCGAGCGCUUCCUUGAUUCUAUACACCGUGAAGGGAUACAAUCCCCGACCCAAUUGCCGUCGCACCCUGGAGAAAAUGGUGAUUGGGCUGCAUUUUUCAGCCAGGAUCUGUGUGAUUUCGAGACUGACUUUUGGGAGAACCUCGCAUACCAUCCUUCUUUGCUAGCUACGGACCAUAGUUUGCCUCCAAUAUUGUAG